GACACACAAUUGCAAAUGGGAUCACGUGAAUCAAAACCAGCUGGAGUACUGGAUGAAGCAUGGAGGACAUUUGACUGGAGACAGAAGGAAGUACUGAAAGAACGUCUAGAAAAGUUUACUCCGAGUAAUCCAGAUGUGACAAACAUCAAGAUCCUGGUGGCUGGACAAAUUGGAGCAGGGAAGUCCAGCUUUAUUAACUCUGUUCUUAGUGUCUUUCAAGGGGAAAUAGUUAAUGAAGCAAUAGCUGAUACUUCAUCGUCAGGCCCCUGUCACAGUUUCACAAAAAGACUGAGAACAUACCGCAUCAGAAGUGCAGAUGCAGAUUUGCCUUUUGAAUUAUGUGACAUGAAAGGUUUAGAACCUGAUAGAAUACCUGACUGUCAACCAGAUGACAUUGUGAACAGCAUAUAUGGACAUGUGAAGGAGGGAUAUAAAUUCGAAGAGAAAUCCAUUGCUCGCGACGAUGAACAUUACAAUCAAAACCCUUCACUGUCUGAUCAAGCCUUCUGCCUAGUUUACGUCAUAGAUGCAAGUACAAUCCAACUCGCUGCAGAUGAUAAGAUAAUCACAAAGAAACUGAGGCUCAUUCGCCAGACCAUCAGUGAUAAAGAGAUUCCUCAAGUGAUUGUCAUGUCUAAAGUGGAUGAAGCCUGUCCUCUGGUCAAAAAAGAUCUAAAGAUGGUCUACAGAAGCAAGAAAAUCAAAGAGAAGAUGGAGUUGUGCAGUGCCAAAAUGGGUGUUCCAGUGAGCUACAUCUUCCCAGUGAAGAACUAUCAUUAUGAGAUUAACACAAACGAAGAUGUUGAUGUUUUAAUUCUCAAGGCAUUUGAUCAGAUUGUGCGUUCUGCUGAUACAAGACAGAGGCAUGGUGCUUACAACGUAUGAGUUUUCAGGACAACAAUAAUAGCAUUUAGAGUUUAAUGAAUAUUACAGUAAAUGAACAAAAAUAUAUAAUCUGAAUCAAGACACAUUCCAUGUGCAACAUGGUACAGGUUAUAG
Messenger RNA from Carassius carassius (crucian carp), 999 nucleotides. RefSeq names its product interferon-induced protein 44-like. Gene Ontology annotation, molecular function: GTP binding. The transcript is spliced from 7 exons. Bases 16 to 885 code for a protein of 289 amino acids. NCBI's taxonomy places the organism in Eukaryota, Metazoa, Chordata, Actinopteri, Cypriniformes, Cyprinidae. The record is from RefSeq and is a predicted model, not a curated record.